AUGGCGGACGAUGAGGAAAAAGCCAAGGCCGAGAAGCUUGCCGCUGCCAGAAAGCGAGUAGCACAAAUGCAAAAACAAAAAGGCAAAAAGGGAACAAAGAAAGCUACCACUGCGGAAUCAAGCAAAGACGAAACGACGACUGAGAAACCAGCCGGCGACGACAAACCUGCGGUCGAGACGCCUGAACCAGAAGCAGCAAAACAGACACCCGAGCUGGCUGUUGAGCAAGAAGAAAAGAAAGAAGAGGAGGAAAAACAAGAAGAAGCCCCCACCGAGCCUAUGCCUGAUGCACCGAUUUCCCCAGAACCAGAAACUAGCCCUGACGAGACGAAAGAACUUCCGGCCAGAGGAGCGCAUAAACGACAACCGUCUCUAUCUGUACAGUCAAAAAUGCGAUCUUCUUCAUUCAGAAACUCUAUAUCAACCGCAAUAUCGCCAGCAUCCAGCAUCAAGUCUCCCCCAUUACCACCGUUGGCCCCUGGCGAUGAACAAAUCCAUGAGGUAUUUCGGAAACAAGCUACUAGGCUAGAAGAGCUGGAGAAGGAGAACAAAAGACUGGAAAAGGAGUUUAACAACGCCAACGCACGCAGGGAAAAGGCAGAAGAAGAACUUGAAGAUCUUCGAGAGUCUAGUGUCGAGGUGAUCGAGCUGAAAGACCGCUUAGUGAAGGCUGAAAAGCAGGUCACCGAACUCGAGUCAUUGAAAACUGAGAUUGCCUCCCUGCAACGGCAAAACUCUCUACUACAAUCUAAAAACCACCGAGCAAGUACUGGCCACGCAGAUUCUCCGCCGUCAGAGCUUGUACAACAGCUGGAAUCAAAGUCUUCAACAAUAGAAGCAAUGGAGAUUGAGAUUUCGAACUUGCGCGCCCAGCUAUCUACAUCAUCUACUUCGAUCGAAAGCUUCAAGGACCAAAUCACGGCCCUGGAAGAGAAACUUUCGCAAAGCGAAAGAACACUUCAAAAAACACAGGGAGAGCUAUCAGACGUGAAGCAGUCACUAUCACGUGCAUCCGAGAAGGCGCUUAAAGAAGGCGUGGAUAAAACAAGUACAGAGACUUUGAUCAAAUCUCUACAACGAGAAGUUGAAGAAUUACAAGACGCAAAGUCAGGCAUAGAAAAGAAAGCAGAAGCGCUCGAUAAGAAAUUACAGGCACUCUCCAACUUGCACAAAGAAUCAGAAACCCGACAUCAAUCGCGACUCAAGGACCACGAAAAGGUCGAGAAGGAAGUGGCUCUCUUGAAAAAGAAACUAGCAUCAGUUGAGAACGAGAAUCUUCGAUUACGGGAAGACAAAGAUCGUGAACGGAAGAGGAAUGCUGACGUUGAGGGCAACGAAGGUCUCGACGAGCUAGAAGAUGAGGAACGCUCACGAUUAGAACGAAGGAUCCGCGAGCUUGAAGGUGAAAACUUUGACCUACGUCGCGGUGUCUGGAAGGAGCGAAAGAAGGAACUUGGAGUUGGAGCGGAUGAUGAAAACGACGGAGUUGAGACCACGUCUAGUCCAGGCAAUGCCUUCGACGAGGUGGAUCUCGUUGGCGGCGCACCCGGCCACUCAAGACGACGAAGUCUUAUGGCGCAAAGCCGACAGCAGCAACAACAUUCUUCUUUCACCACUGUCCUUUCUAGCGGCUUAGCUGCCUUUACAGGAAGUAAUAACAACCGGGACCGGCGUUCGUCAGCUCAACACCAUCCGCCGGCCACCAGAGGUAGCCUGGAGUUACUUGCGGAGGACAAUGACGAGUUUGAUGAAGAUGCAUUUGCACGAGCACAAGCAGAAGAAGAAGCACACAAGCGUGUUGAGUGGGCUCGUGAAGUCAAACGUAAACUCCGCGACUGGAAAGGUUGGCGACUUGAUUUGGUUGACAGUCGAGCUGGCGCGGAGGGAGCGGGUGUGGCCAUGGGCGAGAUAUUUGAAGUGUAA
Talaromyces marneffei is the source of this 1923-nucleotide messenger RNA. RefSeq lists its product as uncharacterized. The coding region runs from base 1 to 1923 and encodes 640 amino acids. The record is from RefSeq and is a predicted model, not a curated record. The transcript is spliced from 3 exons. Lineage: Eukaryota; Fungi; Ascomycota; Eurotiomycetes; Eurotiales; Trichocomaceae.